AUGCCCUCUGUUUCCAUAUUUGCACUUUUUUUGUCAGGGCUACAAAUCUCUGCUAUUUUAGGAGAAACACGAGUCCAGUUUGCUGGUAAAACUGAAUUUUUUGUUAACGAAACUAGUACAACCGUCAUACGUCUAGUAAUUGAAAGAACAGGGGAACCUGCCAACAUCACUGCGAUAGUCCUGCUGCAAGAAGAAAACACAGGGGACUUUGUGGAAACUGUAACAGCCACUUUCAUACCUGAGAGAGAACGAAACCGGACUGUUUACAUAUCCGUGUGCGAUGAUGACUCUCCCGAGGCCGAUGAAACGUUUCAUUUCCUGUUAAUACUGCAGAACCCCCCUUUAAACACAGAGCUUGGCUCACCAAAAGUUGCAACAGUCACCAUAUUAUCCAACGAUAAUGCCUUUGGAAUAAUAUCCUUCAGUAUGCCAUCGUUUAUCACAGUGAACGAGCCAAGGGGAAGAAACCAGUCAUUGUCUGUCGUUUUAUUGAGGGAGAAGGGGACCUAUGGGACUGUUACAGUGACAUUUGAGAUUGAUGGGGGUUCAAAUCGUGCUGAUGAAGAUCUGGUACCUUCUAAAGGAAAUGUCACAUUUUCCACUGGUAUAUCUAUCCUGGUAUUGAAUUUUACAGUGUUAGAUGAUAAAAUACCAGAACAUGAUGAAAAUUUUACUUUGAAACUCACAAACAUCUUUGGUGGUGCUGAGAUCAAUUCAUCAAAAAGUGUCAUUCAAAUAAAUAUCCAAAAAAAUGAUAGCCCGGUGCGGUUCAAUCAGAGCACGUAUAUAGUGCCUGAGACAGAAGGUGUGAUCAUCAUUCCUGUGUUUCGUGGAAAGACUUCUACUGAUGAGGUUAUUGGAUCAGAUGACUCUGAGGUCUCCAUCAAAUACAGAGUGAUCACGGGGAACUCAACCUCUCAUGCGCAGCUCAACAUUGAUUUUUUAGAUCUUCAGCCAAAUAGUACUAUUGUAUUUUUACCUAAAGUUCAUGAAAUUCAUCUAAGAUUUAAAAUAAUUGAUGACAACAUUCCAGAAAUUGCUGAGUCUUUUCAAGUUGUUUUGCUGGAAGAUACAUUGCAAGGCGAUGCUGUGUUGCAAAUUCCUGGUUUGGUCCAUGUCACCAUAGAACCCAAUGAUAAACCCUAUGGCGUUUUAUCAAUUAACAGUGCUCUUUUUGCGCAAACUGUUACUGUGGAUGAAGAUAAAGUAUCAAGGUACGAAGGGAUUACUGUAGUGAGGAACGGAGGAACACAUGGUAAUGUUUCUGUUAGCUGGAUCAUCAAGCGUAACACCACUGACCCUUCACCUGUGACCACUGACAUACUGCCCCAAUCAGGAACGCUCCAGUUUACUCAGGGACAGAUGUUGGCAAUGGUUACUCUUACAAUUAUCAGUGAUGACAUCCCUGAAGAAGCAGAACGCUUUGUAUUUCAAAUCUUGUCAGAUACUGUACAGGGAGGUGCAGAAGUUGGCUCUCCAUCUGAGUUGAUUUUCUACAUCCAAGACAGCGAUGAUGUGUAUGGUUUAAUACAGUUUAAUGCUGUAGAAAACCAAAAAAUUGAAAGCAGUCCUGUAGGACGAUUUUUGACUUUGAGUUUUGCGAGGCAAGGUGGAACCAGAGGCGACGUGAAGCUGGUUUACAGUGCACUCUAUAUCCCUGCUGGAUCUGUGGAUCCAUUGAGAGCAAAGGAAGGAAUCCUAAACAUCUCAUCAAGGAACAGUGUUACAUUUCUCGAAACAAACUCGUCCAUUUCCAUAAAACUGCCGAUAAGAAAUGAUGCUUUUCUACAAAAUGGUGCCCAUUUCCUCGUGCAGCUGGAAAGUUGUGAAUUGCUGAGGCCUACUCCCAUAGUGCCAUCUAUAAGCCCAAGGCUAGACAUCCUUCUAAAUAUUUCCCUGAAAGUUACACCUGAUAUUGCAAAUGGGGAAAUUGGUUUUACAAGCAAUCUGCCGAUCAUUGUAGCCGAGCCAGAGAACAUUUCGUCUGAGCUGAUCUCUAUAGCCCUACAUCGUGAUGGAACAGGAGGAGAGGCUGUUGUUUUCUGGAGUCUGAAACCUUCUGGUGUUAAUUCGGAUGCCAUUACCCUGAGUGACUUAAGCCCUUUCAAUGGUUCAGUGAAAUUCUUUUCUGGACAAAGUGACACAACAAUAAAUAUAACUGUUAAGGCAGAUGACAUCCCAGAAGUUAACGAAACUGUUAUUAUAUCACUGGACAGGGUGAAUGUUGAAAAUCAGAUUUUGAAGUCAGGGUUUACCAGUUGUGAACUGACUAUUUUGGAAAAUGAUGACCCAGGAGGAGUUUUUGAGUUUUCUCCUUCCUACAGAGGCCCUUAUAGUGUGAUUGAAGGACAUUCUGUUGAACUUAGAAUUGCUCGAUCAAAAGGUAUUCUCGUUAAGCAAUUUCUGCGUUACACCAUCGAGCCCAAAGAAAGUAAUGAAUUCUAUGGAAGCACAGGGAUCCUGGAAUUUAAGACUGGUGAAAAGGAGAUUGUAAUUACAUUGUUAACAAGAAUGGAUGAGAUCCCGGAGCUGGAUGAGAUGUAUUCAGUGGUCCUAAGCAGUCACGGAGACUACCCAAGUAAAUUAGGAGAAGCUCAAAGAGUUAACAUUACCAUCCUAAAAAACGAUGACCCCCACGGAAUCGUUCAGUUUGUUUCUGAUGACACAGUGAUGAAAAUAAAUGAGAGCAAAGGAGGAGAAAUUUAUUCUGUGAACUUUGAAGUAAUUAGAAAACAAGGGCAUUUUGGACUCAUAAGUGUGACGUGGAUAAUCAGUCCUAAUUCAACUAACGAUGUUUACCCAACAAGUGGCAUUCUUUAUUUUAAAGAUGGCGAGUUUUCAAAAGCCAUAACUAUUUCAUCCCUUCCAGAUGAGAUUCCAGAAGAGAAGGAGGCAUUCAUCCUUACUCUUCAGAAUCCUACAGGGGGCGCCAGAAUGGGAGAAAUAACCAAUGCCAUACUGGAGAUUAGUAAGAAUGACGAUGCUGUCUACUUUGCAGAGCCUGCUGAGAUAUGGGCCGAGGAAGGGGAUAGCGUGAACUUCACGGUUGUGAGGAAUGGAUCUGCUGAUUAUAAAUCUUCGGUCAUGUAUAUCACUGUCAAUGGAGCUGCAACUGCUGAGGAUGGAGACUUUCUUUAUAGUUCUGGAGACCUCAUAGAAUUUGAUAUUGGACAAAGGUUUCAGAAUAUAACAGUGCACACUAAGGAAGAUGACGUUCCAGAAACAGAUGAACCUUUCUAUGUAAUACUGCUAAAUGCAACAGGUGACACCGUGGUGAGUGGUAAUGACAAAGCCACAGUUAUAAUCAAGGCAAAUGAUGACCCGAAUGGAAUAUUUUACAUUGAGCCAGUUGACAAAACUGUUGAAGAAGGGGCAACCAAUGAUGUCAAGGUGGUGAGGAGCAGAGGACACUUUGGAAGUGUAUUUUUGAACUGGCAACUUUUUCAGAAUAAUUCUGCCUUACAACCCGGCCAGGAGUUUCAUGAAUCCUCCGGAACACUUUUAUUCAAUAACCAGGAAGAAUUUAAAUAUAUUACUCUACGUGCUAUUUCUGACCAGAUUCCUGAAUUUAAUGAAUUUUACACAUUAAAACUGGUGAAUAUUUCAGGUGGGUUUCCUGGUCCUGGUGGAAAAUUGGCUCUAAAAGACCUCAGUGUGAUGGUGAUGAUUCCGUUUAAUGAUGAUCCUUUUGGAGUCUUUGUUAUAAGUCCUGAAAGCCAGAUUCGGGAAGUAGCAGAAGAUGUACUUUCAGAAGAUGAUAUGAGCUACAUUACUAACUUUUCAAUUUGGAGACAUCAAGGUACAUUUGGAGAUGUUCGGGUUGGCUGGGAAAUUUUCUCCAGUGCAUUUAUGAAAGGCCUACCACCAUUUCUGGACUUUUUGCUCGUCGCUUCAUUCCCAUCUUCAGUACAGCUGCAGUCUCACAUGCGGCGGCAUCACAGUGGAACUGACGCAUUGUAUUUCAGUGGUGCUGAAGGUGCAUUUGGCGUUAUUGAACCGCAAUAUUACCACAAUAUGAAUACUACUCUGACAAAUUUUACCUUCUCAGCCUGGGCCAUACCUUACGUGGAUACUAAUGGAUUUAUAAUAUCGAAGGACAAUGACAAUGGAUCAUUGUAUUUUGGAGUCAAAGUUGAAGCAAACAACUCUUACAUUACAUUGCUGCUUCAUUAUAUGACACUUGGAUUUAACAAUACUUAUGUGGCCAAGGUUGGCAUCCCAAAGUUUAUUGAAGAAAAUGCCUGGACACACCUCUUAAUCACAUUAGAUGAUGGCUUCAUUGAGUUUUAUAUUGAUGGAAACCCUGUCCCUGGAGGAGUCAAGAGCCUGAAAGGCGAAGCAAUUAUAAAUGGACCAGGAACAUUCCGUGUUGGUGCUGGAGCAAAUGGAGGAAACAGAUAUACUGGAAUGUUACAAGAUGUUAGAAUUUAUGAACAGAAAUUGUCUCGAACAGAGAUAGCUGAACUUCAUGCCACUCCAGCAAAGAGUGACUUGCACCCAGUAUCUGGAUAUCUAGAAUACAGGCAAGGAGAAAUACACAAGUCAUUCAUUGUGUCUGCACGCAAUGAUAGUGAAGAAGAGGGAGAGGAACUUUUUAUACUAAAGUUAGUAUCAGUAUAUGGGGGAGCUAGGCUCCCUGAAGGGAACACGACAGCACUUAUACAUAUUCAGAAAAGUGAUAAUGCCAAUGGAUUGUUUGGAUUCACAGGACCCUGCAUUCCGGAGUCUUCAGAUGAAGGCUCAACCAUAUCUUGUAUUGUCGAACGAACUCGAGGUGCUCUAGAUACAGUUUAUCUUUUCUACAUCAUAUCCCAAACUGGCGCCGUUAAUGCUAAUGACACAUUGACGGAUUUUGCCAGCAACAGUGGAAACAUCACAUUCCUACCUUUGCAGAGAUCAAAUGUCCUCAAUCUCAGUGUUUUGGACGAUGAUAUUCCUGAACUUGCAGAGACCUUCCUCAUCACUUUAAUUUCUGCUGUUUCUGCCGAUGGAAAGAUUGGGUCAACUCCAACCAGCGGAGCCAGCAUAGAUCCUUCUAAAAAUUCUGAGCGCAUUACAAUCAGUGCAAGUGAUCACCCAUAUGGAUUACUGCAGUUUUCAGUGGAUCUUCCUCCAAAAUCAAGUGAUCCAAUGACAGCUCCUGCAAAAUUCGUUCCAACGAUAAGCGUGAAAGAAGAAAUAGGGCAAGUGAAACUGUUGGUGGUUCGUGCUCAAGGACUUCUUGGUCAAAUUCAAGUUCAAUAUAGAACAGUCUCACAAACCGCAAUCAGUCCUACGGACUAUCAGGAAACAGCAGGUUAUUUAAGAUUCCAACCCGGAGAGAGAUACAAAUAUAUUACGAUCAACAUCACAGAUAAUUCCAUACCGGAACUAGCCAAAUUCUUUAAGGUGGAGUUAUUAAAUUCAAACGGAGGAGUCGCUGAACUCUUUAGGAAUGAUGGCAGUGGAAGUGGUGAUGGUGACUGGGAAUUCUUCCUUCCAGCUGUUCAUCAACGCGCCAGUCUAGGAAUAGCAUCUCAUAUUAUUGUAGUCAUCGAUGAUUCGGAUGAUGCCCAUGGGGUGUUUCAAUUCAGCCCUGAAUCUCUUUAUGUCACUGCUACAGAACCUGAUUAUGGAUAUAGCAACGUUACACUGCAGGUCUUGCGUGAUCAAGGAACCUUAUCUAAGGUGUCUUUAUUGUGGAGAAUCGAGUUUGAUUCAUUCGGAGACUUGGCUUUCACUUCUGGCAAUGUAACUUUUGAUGUUGGACAAAGAACAGCCAACUUGACAAUACAAAUCUCAGCUGAUGAUACCCCAGAGCUGGACAAAGUGUUUUCCAUUACAAUUAUCAAUGUUAGCAGUGGACGUCUAGGGGAAUGUAUCAAUGCUUCACUAACUAUUUUUGCUAAUGACGACCCUUAUGGACUUUUUAUAUUCUCAGAGAACAAUAGGCCUAUUCGAGUUGAAGAAAAAAACAAAAAUAUUACUUUAGUAAUUAGACGAAUGAGUGGUCUAAUGGGCACUGUUAUGGUUGACUACAGAACUAUUGCAGACUCAGAAAAACUUCAGUUUUUUCCAACAAACAUAGCAAGAGCAACACAGGGGAAAGACUACUUGCCUAUAUCUGGAAAUCUUGUUUUUAUGGCCAAUGAGAGUGAAGCAUUUAUUUUUCUUCCAAUUUUGGAUGACGAUGAUCCAGAAAGAGCAGAGUCAUUGUUUGUUGAACUAUUCAAUGUCACAUUAAUAGAAAAAGUGCAAAGUCGACCAGUGCUCAACUCUCCUCGUCUUGGACCUAAAGUUGAAACAAUAGCACAUAUCAUUAUAAAUCCCAGUGAUGAUGCGUUUGGAGUACUUCAGUUUUCAACAACAAUUGUGCGCAUAGCCGAAAGCUAUGUUGGACCAAUAAUAAAUGUCACCAGAUACGGAGGAAUGUUUGGAGACGUUUCAGUGAAAUUUAAAGCUGUGCCAAUUACAGCAACUGCUGGUGAAGACUACAGUGUAGCUUCUUCAGAUGUUGUUUUACUUGAGGGAGAAACAAGCAAAUCUGUGCCAAUUUAUAUCAUAAAUGAUAUUAACCCGGAAGUUGAGGAGUCAUUCCAAGUCCUACUUUUAAACCAGACAACAGGAGGAGCGUUACUGGGUGGCGUAACCGAGGCGGUUAUUGUUAUUGAGGCAUCUGAUGAUCCUUAUGGGUCUUUUGUUUUUCAGAUAACAUCUCUCACAGUAGAUGAGCCUGAAUCAAAUCCAGUUAAGGUAAACUUACCAAUAAUUCGGAAUUCUGGGACUCUCGGCAAUGUUACUCUGCAGUGGGUUUGCACAAUUAAUGGAAAGCUUGUUAUUGGAGACCUGCAAAUUGCUACGGGUAAUGUGACCUUUGGAGCUGGGGAAACCAUAAAGACCUUAUUAUUAGAAAUACUACCUGAUGACAUUCCGGAGAUUGAAGAGAUCAUUAAAGUUCAGCUCACUGAAGCCUCAAAUGGGGGUUCUAUAGGGUCUGAUGGAAUAGCUAAAAUUAUCAUACCAGCAAAUGACAACCCCCACGGAACAGUAUCUUUUUAUCGAUCUGCCUAUCGAGUUCAGGAACCACUGGAAAAUAGUGCUUUUGCCAAUAUUACCAUCAGAAGAAGUGCAGGAAGGUUUGGCCAUCUUCAGAUUUUGUACUCCACCAGUGAGAUUGAUGUGGUAGGUCUCGCCAUUGAACAAGGCCAGGAUAUGCUAUCUUACUAUGAACCUCCUCUAUCAGGUACUCCACCGGUAUCUUCAAGAACUAGAGUCAAUGUUUCAGUAUCGGGAAACCCUCUGCAAUCUUGUGCCAUCACAUGUCUGAGAAAUCAAGUAUGCUCAGCUUUCACCUAUGACAAUACAUCCAACAUUCCUCAGUGCUUUUGGAUGACAACAUUGUCUGAUCAACUUAUCAACAACAACACGCAAUUCCGGACAUAUAGAAAAAAUAGCACAAGUGUUUCUGUGCUGUUUAGUUCUCAAGCCACGGCUGGAAGUGAUUAUGAAACUGUUACAGGGCAAUGGUUCACAAUGUUGGAAGGAGAAGAGUUUGCAAAUCUUACAGUUUCUAUACUUACUGACACUUUCCCAGAACUGGAUGAGAGAUUCAUUGUGUCCCUUCUAGAAAUCAAACUGCUAAACAUCUCAGCGAGCUUAAAGAACCAACCAGCCAUCGGUCAGCCAAAUACAUCAGCGGUUGUAAUAAUGAUGAAUGGAGAUGCAUUUGGGGUAUUUAUGAUUUACAAUCUUAGCCCUAAUGCAACGGAAGGAGGUCACUAUGUAGAAGUUGAAGAGCAAUCCCAAACUAUGCAGUUUGUGAUAGAACGAAGAGAGGGAAGCCUGGGACAAGUCAUGGUUGAAUGGAGGGUAGUUGGAGGAACAGCCACCAAAAAUUUGGAUUUUAUAGUUCAUGAUGGAAUAUUAAUAUUUGCAGAAGGUGAAACAAGAAAAGUAGUAACGUUGUCUAUUAUGGAUGAUUCAGACCCUGAAGAAAAGGAAAGCAUCAUAAUUCGUCUAACACAGACUGAUGGAGGAAGUCGAAUACUCCCCAGCUCAGAUACCAUCACCAUAGUUAUAUUGGCCAAUGAUUAUGUGGCAGGCUUGAUUAGUUUUCAAACAGCAUCAAGAUCUGUAAUUGGUCGGGAAGGUGAAAGACUGCAGUUCAAUGUUUUUCGAACACCUCCUGGACACGGGAAUGUAACAGUCCACUGGAAAAUUAUUGGUCAGCGUUUGGAACUAAACUUUGAGAACAGCACAGGCUUAUUACACUUCCCGGAGGGAUUGCUGAAUACAAGUUUUGUCGUCUAUCUACUGGAUGAUCAGAUUCCUGAAGAAAAAGAAGAAUAUCACCUUAUUCUGUACAAUGUCACAACUCAAGGUAUAUCAGGCACUGGGGCAGCUGCCCUUGAUAAACAAGGCUAUGAGGCAGUCCUGACUGUGGAGGCCAGUGAUGAACCUCACGGUGUAUUAAAUUUUGCUCCUUCUUCAAGAGUUGUUUUUACAGAAGAAAGAAAUAAAACAAUUCAACUUUUCAUCAACCGAGAGUAUGGAUCCUUAGGGGAUAUUAAUGUUACUUACACAACGAGCGUGGAUUUGCUGCAUACACUGAAUCAGACUGGGCACAUGCAUGUUGCGGAGCCAGGACUAGAUUACAUAGCCAUCUCUGGAUCACUAAUCCUCGAAGAUGGGGACACAACUGCAGCUAUUAAUGUGACUAUCUUAGAGGAUGACUUUCCUGAACUUCAAGAGUAUAUUCUGGUGACUCUGGUCUCAGUGGAACUCACUGUGAAAUUAAUAACGUCAUCCCCUCCAAGAUUGGACAUGGAAGGUUUGACUGCUCAGAUCAUUAUUGAGGCAAACGAUGGAGUACAGGGUGUAAUCGAGUGGCAAAGAACGAGUUAUGCAAUCAAUGAAACUCAGGGUAUUUUGACUCUGGUCGCCUUUAGAAACAAGGGAACCUACGGAAACGUGUCUUUAUUUUUCUAUGCUCAGAAUUUAGGAGCACAGCUGGGGUUUGACUAUAAUACUACAGCAAUGAUUUUGAACUUUGCUGAUGGAGAAAGAUACAAAUUUAUUGAUAUAAGCAUUAAUGAUGAUGACAUCCCUGAAGGGGAAGAAUGCUUUCAGCUAAUUCUUGCAAACCCCUCCCAUGGGCUUGAACUGGGGUCUAACACAACAGCUACAGUUACAAUCCUUGCAAAUGACGAUGGACAUGGUGUUAUCUCCUUCAACAACAGUGAGAACUUCUUCCUGAGGGAACCUACAGCUCUGUAUAUGACAGAGAGUGUCGCAGUGCUCUACAUUGUACGAGAUCCUCCGCAAGGAAUUUUUGGCACAGUGACGGUCCAGUAUCUGGUUAUGGGUGAGAAUGCUUCAGAUGCAGAUGGAGAUCUGAGUCCAAUACAAGGCUAUGUCAUACUGGAAGAAGGAGUAAGGUUUAAGACUCUAGAGAUUUAUGCAGUACUUGAUGAAGAACCAGAAAUGGACGAGCAUUUUACCGUUACACUUUUUAAUCCCACUGGGGGCGCUAGACUGGGCACCAGGACACAAACCAUGAUAACUGUGUUGCAAAAUCAGGCUCCCCAAGGCCUCUUUAGUUUAUUCCCAACUAAUAACAGGACAAACUUGUUGAUGGUUGAAGAAGGCAAUAUGACUAUUUUUUUAAAAGUAUCUCGUAACAAUGGUUUAAAUAUGUCCGUGAGUGUGGAGUGGGAGACACUGUCAGGAACUGCUCUUGGAAUAAGGGGACCAGACAGCGUGUUGUCCACCUUGCAAAGUUUCCAGAGUGAUUCUGCCUCUUCCUGGUGUUUCUUUAAUCACAACGACUUGCUUUUUGGAAUCUUGCUGAGAACAUUAACUGCGAAUUCUUCUACAUUGCCAGUGUCCACAAUAUAUGAAUGGAGAGGAAUUUUAGUACCCAUCCAGGAUGUUCUAAUUGAAGCUCCUUGUGGCUGUAUGGCAUUUACAAUCAAUGGGUCACAGUUUCUGGUUGUCACCAGUGGGAGCGACCAUCCUUCAAAUAAUACACUCUAUAUGUUCACACGUCAGAAUGGUUUAUCCCUGAAACAGAUAAUAACAGUUGCAGAAACCAGCAGUGUAAAACAUUUCUCAGACACAACAGAUCAGGAUUAUUUGAUCAUUACCAGCCAUGUCAAUGCACCCGAAACGUCUCAGGUUUUUAAAUGGAAAAAUGAUAUAUUUAUACCACAUCAAAAACUCCCAAGUGGUGGGGUUUCAGGAUCAACACUGUUUAACCGCGGAGGAAUCAUUUAUUUGGUUUUGGCCCACAUGAGAUCUGAUCAGAAGUCUGUCCUAUACACGUGGUCUAAUAAUCAAUUUCGCAAUCCACAAGACAUUGGAAUUAAUGGAGCAGCGAGUGUGGAAUCCCUGUCUUCUGGAGCCGAUACUUUCAUAUUUUUUUCGCAAGCAAACAGUUCUGUCGUUCAUAUUUUUCUUAUGGAGGCAGGUCAGCUAUCCUUGAAAAGAAUUCAGUCUAUCUCUUCUGAAGCUACAAACAUGAUCCAUGCCUUUACACCUCCGUCCGGGCUAGCGCACAUUUUAAUUGCUGGUGAGAAAAGAUCUGAAAUGUAUUCCUUAAAUUCGGAACAAGUGCAGUUUUCCCUAAUGCUAAUGGCUCCAGCAGCUAAACGUGUGUCUUCUGCUUCAGUAAAAUCACUCAAUUCAACUAAGACCAUAAUUGUUCAACUCUCUAAUUUCAACUCUCAAGUCUUUGAGCUGACUUCUGUCUCCAAUCAGUCUGACUUCAUACCUAGUUCAGGUGAGCUGAAGUUUGAGCCUGGACAAAGUGAAGCUGUUUUUGCUGUCAACAUACUUGAUGACUCCAUACCAGAAGAAGAUGAAUCUUUCCGGAUACGACUAAAAAACCCAAAAGGUGGAGCAGAAAUUGGAGCCAACUACUACGUGACGGUUGUUAUUCCAACGAAUGAUGAUGCCCAUGGAAUUAUUGGAUUUUCUCAGAAUUCUUUAAUGAAACAAGCUGAGGAGAUGGAGCAGGAUAACCUGAUCAGCUUCAGCAUUGAGCGGUUACGAGGCUUGUUCGGACGUGUGGUGGUGGAGUGGUUUGCCAAUGGCAGCAUCUCUGACAUAUUUCCUACUUCAGGAGUGGUUACAUUCUCUGAUGGCCAAGCUCUAACAACAAUAACUGUUACAGUUCUUGCGGACAACAUAGCCGAACUUGCAGAAACUGUCACUGUCAUGUUAAUGAAAGCAACAACUAUGAAUAUCAAAGAUCUGCAAAAAGGAGCAACAAUAGACCCCCAGAAGUCUAAAGCUGUAUUGACAAUCCUGCCCAACGAUUCUCCACACGGGGUCAUAGGGUGGCAUGUUGAUGGCUUACCAGUGAGGCUGGAAGAACCCACAGGGAAUGCCACGGUCAUUACUCUCCAGAUUAACAGAGAGCAAGGAUUCGCUGGAGAUAUUGCAAUUCAUUUAGAAGUAAAACAGAACUUGUCUCUCCCACUGGUGAACAGAGCCACAGAAAAUCAGGAUUUCACAAUCAAAGACAAAGUCAUAGUUAUCAAAGAGAACCAAAAAUCCGCCUUGGUUACAAUUACCAUCUUGCCUGAUGACAUUCCAGAACUGAAUGAAGGAUUUCUCCUAAAUAUCACCAAUGUCCAGUUCACCAAUUCUUCUGUCUCUAGUGGAUUGCCUACAUUGAAGAGACCUAGUGCCGAAAUAGCUGAAGUAAUUAUUAAUGAGAAUGACGACCCAAGAGGAAUUUUCCAGUUCAAUGUUACUAAGGACAAAAGUGGAGCUGUAAUUGGCUUUGAAGUACCUGCCCCACAAAAUGUCCUUAGACUUCCUGUAAUCAGAUUAGCAGGAAAGUUUGGACCAGUGUCUGUUUAUUGGGAAGCCAACUCCAUCACAGCAACUAACGAUGACUUCACACCACCUUCUGGGAACAUUACAUUUUCUGAUGGACAAGCAUUGGGAGUUAUAGAGAUAUUCAUAGUGGACGAUACAAUCAUUGAAUAUCUGGAGACAUUCAGUGUCUCGCUGAGAUACCUUACAAAUGGUGCCAAAUUUGGAAAUGAAACAUCAGUCCUCGUUAAUAUUCCACCUAACGAUUCACCGUUAGGCCUGUUUGGCUUUGAGAAAACCACGGUUUACUGCAAAGAACCGCAGUUUAUAGAUGGACAAGAUGGACAGUUAAAUUUGACUGUGGUCAGGAGCCCCGGUGGACGUGGUUCAGUAAACAUUAUCUGGAUCAUUGAGGAAGCAGCAAAAUAUGACAUCAGACCAUUAAAUGGCACGUUGGCGUUUAAUGAGAGUGACAUGAUGAAAUCAUUUAUUUUGCAAGUAAUUCAAGAUGGUUUACUGGAAGGCGAGGAGCAAUAUCGCGUGCAGCUCAUUUCACUUGACUAUUCAGUGAUUUCCCCAAUAGAUGGUAUUGCUACUGUUAUCAUAUCUGGGGAUGCUGGAGCCUCUGGUGUGGUUGGGAUAGCACCAACGUCUCAACAUAUUCUCAUUGGAGAACCUUCUGAAAACUAUAAUGGAACUGCCCAUAUUAGCCUCAUUCGUGGUCCUGGAAUAUUUGGAGAGAUCACAGUGUAUUGGAAUAUUACGCCGGCAUAUUUGGACGGGUUUGUUGAAAUAUCGGGGGUAUUAACAAUGAGGGACCGACAAUCUGCGGCUGUUGUCACUAUACAGGCUGUGGAUGAUGACAUCCCAGAGGAGAAAAGCUACUAUCAGUUUCAACUUAGUAAAAUAAUCGGAGCAACUAUAAAUGAAUCCAGUAGAUUUGCAAACAUCACAGUGGCUUCCAGCGACCAUCCUUAUGGGCACUUUGAGUUUUCACAGACACUACUGCAAAUUUCAGAAGAUAACACAUGGGUUAAUGUCACAGUGGUACGUGUUGGUGGUAGAUACGGAGAUGUUCAAGUUACCUAUGAAACCCAAAAUGGAUCAGCAUUGUCGGAUGUGGAUUUCGUAAAGUUUUCGGGGAGUCUUCUGUUCAAACCAAAUGAAACAAUGAGAAGUGUGUCAAUUGAAAUAAAAAAUGAUGUUAUCCCAGAAGGCCCUGAAGAUUUUUUUGUUAUCCUUUCUGAAGUGAAACUUUUGGGAAGGGGUUAUGAUCAUACUGUGAAAGACAACGGACUACGAAUCGACCAGCCUCCAACAAUUGGAAACAGUUCUGUUGUUCGUAUCAUCAUCCUCAAAAACGAUAACGCAGAAGGUAUCAUUCAGUUUGAUCCUGAAUUCACUGAUAUCCAAGUGGAAGAAGAUGUUGGAGCAGUACUAAUUCCUGUUGUAAGGCUACGCGGAACAUAUGGAUAUGUAACUGCUGAAUUUGUAUCCCAUGGCAUAUCUGCCUCACCCAAUGGCAUUGACUACACAAUUUCCAAUACUUCAGUAGUAUUUCAAGAUGGCCAGAUGUUGAAUUUUAUCAAUGUUCUAAUUACUGAUGACGAGGAAAGCGAAUUUGCUGAGCAGUUCGAGAUUUUGCUUGUGGGAGCCAGCGGAGGUGCAGUACUUGGCCAACACCUAGUGUGUCUGAUCACCAUUGCUAAAAGUGACAGUCCUAAUGGAGCAGUGAGAUUCCUGAAUACUAGCCAGAUUAUUCUUCCUAAUCCUAAUAUAUCACUCACCCUGUCACUUGUGCUGGAAAGGACAGGUGGUCACCUUGGAGAAGCUCAGGUCUUGUGGAAGAUAUUGGGGCCAAAUUCUAAUGAAAUUUUGCCUAUAAAUAAUGAUGAUUUUAGCGAACCUCUGAAUGGUUCUUUCUAUUUUGAAGAUGGAGAAGGUGGGACGAGGACUAUCCACUUAACAAUACUCCCUCAUGGAGAAAUUGAGGUCCAAGAGAAAUUCAUUAUCGCAUUAACUAUUGCAAGUGGAAGUACGGAGAUCGAUCCCAAAGCUGGCAAUGUAACACUGAUAAUAAAGAAAUUUGGCGAUCCUAAUGGAAUAAUUCAGUUUGCGGAUGAAUCAAUCUUGAUUAAAAAUUAUACUGAGCCAGAAGCUGUUGAGGGGCCCCUUAACAUAACUUUCCUAGUGAAGAGAAUCCAAGGAACCCUGGGAAAUCUUACGGUCCAUUGGCUUUUAAGCAGUGCAUCAGAUAUUGGAGGUGACUUCAGAGCAACAAAUGGUUCAAUAUUCAUCCCUGACAAACAAAGCAUCGGGGAGAUCAUUAUACAGCUCUUGCCGGAUGAUGUGCCUGAAUUAGAUGAACAUUAUGUGGUCCAGCUGGUGUAUGUAGAGGGUGGAGCAGAUCUGGAUAAUUCAAGAAGUAUAGCACGCUUUAAUGUUUUUGCAAAUGAUGACCCCCAUGGAGUGUUCACUGUGUAUUCAAGCACCCAAUCUAUUCAUGUGGACCAAGACUUGAGCCGUCAUAUUCUAGUUAAUGUCACUAGACUUGCUGGGACAUUUGGUAAUGUCACAGUGGAAUAUCAAAUAUCUUUUGGAGCAGGACAGCAGGAGAACCUCACUGAAACUAUUACAGGCAGUGUGCUGAUUAUAGAUGGUGCCAGUUAUGGUAUUAGUACUGUGCCAAUUAGUAACCAGGUUUUUCUUUUACCUGGGUUUAAUUUCUCUCUCGAAUUAACAAAUGUGAGCCUGAUGGGUGACAGCACCUAUGGAAAGCCGCACAUUCUCAAAGAACAAAAGCCAACUUCAAUAUCCGUCCCAAAGGAUGCUGCCAAUUCCGAGGUUGGGUUUGAAUCAUUAGCUUUUCGUCUUACAAACAUUACUGCAGGAAGAGGUCAAGCUGUUUUAUCCAGAAAAGGAACAUAUGGUUCAGUUAUAGUAAGCUGGCGUUCUGGAUAUCCCGUUGGUCUCAUGCCACAGGAUAUGAGUCUUGGGAAAAUUGAACCCAAUUCCGGUGAUGUGAUCUUUUUACAUGGAGAAAAUCGAAAGCUGGUUCCACUCUACCUAAAGGCAAAUAGUUCUGUUCCUGAAACAUUCGCUGUGCAUCUUACGGGUCUAAAAGGCAAUGGGUCUGGUGGGGCCCGAUUGAUGUCGGGAUUCACAGUUGCAGAGUUUGAGCCAAUGGGAGUUUUCCAGUUUUCUUCUGAAUCUGUACAAAUUUCUGUAGAAGAAGACAUGCUGACAGUUAGAUUGCAUGUCCAACGUUUGUAUGGCUUUCGUGGUAACCAUACAAAACUGAAUUUCCAGACUCUUCCAGGAAGUGCCAAAGCAGUGGAAGAUUAUGUAUCCAUUGAUGCCGGAGAAUUACAUUUUGAGAGAUAUCAAACUACUGCUGUCAUCGAACUUUCAAUAAUUAAUGAUAACAUUUAUGAAAAAGAUGAAACGUUUUACCUUAACCUUACAUCUGUAGAAAGUGUGUAUAUCUACCACAAAACACCACGGUUAAAUUUGGACUCAAGUGUUUCAACAAUAACAAUUUUGACCAAUGAUUUAAUUUCUGGUUACUUAAGCAUCGGACCUACAGUGAUAUAUGUAGAUGAAGAAGCAAACAAUAGUGCAGUAAACAUAGUGAAUAUACAUAUAAAGAGGACCCGUGGUCUAAGUGGAGUUGUCCACGUCACACUUGGAACCUUUGGAGCAAUAAAUGCACAAAAGGGGUUGCAGGGACUGCCCUUUGAACAUGGCCAUGUACUGUCAAACCUUUCAUGGGCAACGGAAAACUUAGACUUUGAAGAAAAAUCUGUACUUGUUACUCUUCUUGAUGGAGAAAGUGAAAAUGAAGUUUCCUUCAAAAUUCUGGAUGAUCAGGAGCCGGAGGGUUUAGAAGUAUUUUACGUACUUCUCAAAGAUCCCCAAGGUGGAGCUCAGAUAAUGGAUGGAAUAGAUGAAGUAGGAUAUGCUUCAUUCUCGACAAUUAUAAUUCAAGGAAACGAUUUGCAGAAUGGGAUAUUGGGAUUUACAGUGGAGUCAUUGGAAGGUUUGAUGCUCGAUGAGGAUUCUGUGUUGAGAACUGUCCAACUUGUAGUUUCAAGACAAAAACACAGGGCAUUUGAAGAUGUAAAGGUUUACUGGCGUGCAACCUUUAAUAAAACUUCAGUUGAAAUCUAUAGGGACGGAGUAAGCCUGGUUAAUGAAUUGCAGGCAGUUUCAGGAUAUACCAUCUGUACUGCUCGCCAAACAGAAUGUAUAAUUACUGUGGAAAUAAAACACGACAAGGUGCCUGAAUAUGAAACUUUCUUCUUUGUUGAACUUUAUGAUGCUGGUGCUGGUGCAUCGAUUAACAGCAGCACUAGAUUUGCCAAAAUAAUGAUUCUAGAGAGCGACUCUCCCCAUGGCCUGAUUUAUUUUGCUGUUGGGUCCAGGGUAGCUGUGGCACAUAAAAAGACCACUUUAAUCAGUCUGCAAAUCUCCAGAGAAUCUAGUACGUCACAGACCAUUUCUGUUGGAUACGUUAUUCAAGAGCUGAAAACGUCUGAAAUGGUUGGGCAUACAUUGAUAUCUCCAGCGAUAGCAGGAAGUGAUUUUGUCAAAUCUGAAGGAAGACUGACUUUUGAAUCAGGGCAAAGAAAUAUUGUGCUGGACGUCACACUUACUCCCGAGAUGGGAUCGCUCAACCCGUACCCUAAGCGGUUUCAAGUUUUACUCUCUGAUCCCUCAGGAGGUGCCAAAGUAGAUACACUCUAUGGUAUUGCCAACAUCACCAUAUUGUCAGAUUCUUCCUCCCAGUCCACUUGGGGAUUAAUUGAUCAGUUGUAUCAGCCUUUUGAUGAAGAUGUUCUUAACAGGGUACUCCAGACCCUAAACAAUAAAGUCGGUGCAGAUAUUUCAGAUGAGCAACUUGGUGCCAUGAUGAAUAUUUUGGAAAAGAUAACACAUGAAGGGGCAAUUCAUGUUCUCUCUAAUCAAAGCCGAUUUCUUUUCUACGACACUCUGUGUAGUCUUGCUGAUCCAGAGAGGUUGGAUACGAGGGGAUACAGCCCACUGAUUGCUGUAGCUGAGAAAUAUGCUUUCUCUCUUCUUACAGGAGUGAUUUGUGGAUCUCCAGGUGAAAAAGGAAAGACCAUUUACGACUCAUGCCCCCACAUCUCCAUAAGUGCCUAUCACUGGUAUCCACAACAAAUCAAUGGGCAUAAGUUUGACGGAAAGAGUGGAGAUUCUAUCCAAGCCCCUGAAAGGCUCUUGACAGUUUUGCCAAUUGAUGCUCCUGCGAGUGACAGCUGUCACUUUGUCCAGUUUACUGAAUACAGCAGCCAGCAGUGGUUUCUUACGGGUGGGGAGCAAUCUGCCUUAAAUAACAAGAUAUUGUCUUUGAGCCUGCAGGUCCAGAGAUUCCACCAACUGUCCAGUGACAAUGAGGUUGUCUAUAGGAUUUUCACAGGAGGCAAUCGAAUUGUUCCACGCACGUCACUUUGUCUUCUUUGGAAUCAAGAUUCAGAAAGAUGGUCAGCAGAUGAUGAGUACUGCAAAGUUGUGGCUGACACAACAGACUAUGUGGAAUGUGCCUGUUCCCAUAUGUCUUCCUAUGCUGUCUACGCUCAAACUGACAGCCUUUCCACAUACAACGAAGCAUUUUUCUUUGCUGGAUUCAUAUGCAUUUCAGGUUUUACAUUGGCUAUUGUUGCUCAAUUGCUGUGUGCAAGGUCUUCCUUAUUUUCCGCUAAACUUCUUACUCAUAUGAUGGUUGCCUGUUUAGAAACUCAGGUGUCAUUCUUGGCUUCUGCUUAUGUCAGUUCGACCGUCUCUGUUGAUAGCUGCACUGGACUGGCAUCUAUUACGCACUAUUUCUACCUCUGCCAGUUUGUUUGGAUGCUUAUUCAGGCUGUCAAUUUUUGGUAUGUUCUGGUUAUGAAUGAUGAGCAUGCAGAGCGACGCCACCUGAUAUUUUUUGUGUUGGGUUGGGGAUUACCUGCCAUUGUUGUCAUUCUGCAUUUGGUCAUUCUCAAAAGCAUCUAUCGAAAAAACAUGACAGAGAUUUAUGGACUGGUCCACCAAGACAUGUGUUUCAUUCCAAAUGUCUAUGCAGGACUUUUUACAGCUGCCCUGGUGCCAUUAGUUUGCCUUGUAGUCGUGCUUGUGGUCAUCGUCCAUGCUUAUCAAGUGACACAGCAAUGGAAAGCCUAUGAUGAUGUAUUUAGAGGAAGAACUAAUGCCACAGAGAUUCCUCUGAUAUUGUACCUCUUUGCUCUUAUUUCGAUGACCUGGGUUUGGGGAGGAUUACACAUGGCCUACAGACACCUCUGGAUGCUCGUCCUGUUUAUUAUUUUCAAUAGUUUGCAGGGCCUUUAUGUCUUUGUGGUCUACUUUAUCCUUCACAAUCAGCUGUGCUGUCCAGUAAAAGCCAGUUACAAUGUAGAAGUGGAUGGACACAGAAGUCCAGCUUCUGCUAUUUUCACUCCUGGCGGUGGGAUGAUUGCACCAGGAGGAGAGAUCAACAAGUCCACACAGAACCUUAUCAGUGCAAUGGAGGAGAUAUCAGCAGAAUGGGAGAGGCCAGGGGACCCAGCCAGUAAACAAGGGCCAGAGAAUGGAACUGCCUAUUCUUCCCCGGGAGGGUAUAGUAAUGGAUCUGUGGUAGCUGAUGAAGAAUUACAGGAAUUUGACGACCUGAUUUUCGUUUUAAAAGCCGGAUCAGGACUCAACAUCAGUGACACAGAAUCCUGCCAUGGAAGUCAAGAUGGUACCAGCAUGGGGAACUCACAGAUCGUGGAGCUCCGGAGGAUCCCUAUAGCAGAUACUCAUUUAUAAAGAAACCCAAAUGUCAAUAUUUUUAACUAUUGCACUAAUUUUUUUUAAAACGGUCUCUCUAGUUACCAGACAACUGUACUACUUAUAGAAAAUUAGAUAAUUUUAAGGGACAUCUUGAACUAAACUCUUGAAUUGGAAUAAGCUGGACUUUUCUUGGACUUUUACCUAAAUAACCCUAAGGAACAAGAUAAUGUGACAUUUAGAAGAAUAACAUUUUUAUUAACCUAUUAUAUGAAUACACAUUAAAACUAAUUUGUAUAUA
Pelobates fuscus (common spadefoot toad) is the source of this 18871-nucleotide messenger RNA. It is a transcript of the gene ADGRV1, whose product is annotated as adhesion G protein-coupled receptor V1. Gene Ontology annotation, molecular function: G protein-coupled receptor activity; adenylate cyclase inhibitor activity; G-protein alpha-subunit binding. Gene Ontology annotation, biological process: sensory perception of sound; negative regulation of adenylate cyclase activity; cell surface receptor signaling pathway. Gene Ontology annotation, cellular component: membrane; cytoplasm; stereocilium. The record is from RefSeq and is a predicted model, not a curated record. The coding region runs from base 1 to 18609 and encodes 6202 amino acids. The transcript is spliced from 89 exons. Lineage: Eukaryota; Metazoa; Chordata; Amphibia; Anura; Pelobatidae.